AAUUAUUGUAGAGAAUCUCUAGAUUAUGCAUUUAAAAAAUAAAUUCUUCUAUUCUAUUUCACCGCUAAUCCUUAGCCCUCAAGAUUUCUGAUUCUCUCCGUCUCUGAUUUCUGAAGAAAUGAAUAUUUUGAAACCCUAAUUCGAACUUCAAUUCAAUUGCGAAUUAUCUGAUUCACAAUUCUAAAUUUGCCCAUUCUCCUGGUCUCGAUGGGGGAAGCCGGAAGUCCUAGAACAAGUAGAGAAUCAAACACCUCAUUGAUGGCACAGAAUGACGAUCUGGGAAAUGAUAUGUUCAUUCCUCAACUAUUUACUGGAGUACCAGUUCUCAGUGAAGCUGCAUCUUACCUUGCUCAAACAACUUCAUUGCUAACUCGCUGUUUCUCUGAUUAUUCUUUGGAAUAUUCUUCUAGAGAUUCUGGGAAUUCAAUUACUCAUGCACAGGAAUUGGUGACAUUUUCUUCUGGACAAACUGAGGAAUAUCUGGAUGAUGAUUUCCCAUCUUCAAGUCAAAGCCAUUCAACGUUUUCAGAACCAUCUACAUCUACAUCUGCCACUGCUCCCCCUCCUAUCCGUGAUGGAAUAACAAGAACCUCUUUGGAAAGCCCAUCCCAACAUACGAGUGCAAUUGUAUCAUCAAACCAUAGUGGCCAAAAUGGAAUUUCUAUUUUUCAAGGGCUUAUUGAGAGAGCACGGAGGACUGUUCGUGGAUCUGCUGAUGAUAUAGGAUGGAUGCAACGUGCUUUAUGGAUGCCUGCAGUUGAAGAUGGCACUGAAAGGUUCAUGGAAAUUCUUGAUAACAUCAGGCAUGGUUUGCACAAGUUGUCAAAUUCAGUGGUUUACUUGUUGGUUCCAGGUCUUUUCAGUAAUCAUGGACCACUUUAUUUUGUUAAUACAAAAGUGAGAUUCUCUAAGAUGGGACUAGCCUGUCACAUUGCCAAGAUUCACAGUGAGGCUUCAGUUGAGAAAAAUGCCAGAGAGAUAAAAGAGUACAUUGAGGAAAUCUAUUGGGGUUCAAAUAAACGUGUCAUGCUUCUUGGACAUAGUAAAGGAGGAAUAGAUGCCGCUGCUGCUUUAUCAUUGUAUUGGUCUGAUUUAAAAGAUAAGGUAGCUGGGUUGGCAUUAGCACAAAGUCCUUAUGGUGGUAGCCCAAUAGCUUCAGAUAUUUUACGUGAAGGACAACUUGGUGAUUAUGUUAAUGUGCGCAAGCUUAUGGAGAUUAUAAUCUGUAAAGUGAUUAAGGGUGAUCUACAAGCUUUAGAGGACUUGACUUAUGAGAGGAGGAAGAAAUUCUUGAUGAAACAUCAUUUGCCCAGAGAACUUCCUGUUGUAUCAUUCCACACAGAAGCUGGGACUAGCCCUGCAGUUCUAGCCACGCUAUCUCAUGUUGCUCAUGCAGAGUUACCAUUGGUGGGUGAACCAGCGAAAGUUCCUGUGGUGAUUCCCCUUGGUGCUGCAAUGGCUGCAUGUGCUCAGCUGUUGCAAAUUAGGUAUGGCGAGAAGAGUGAUGGGCUUGUCACAUGUCGUGACGCAGAAGUCCCUGGAUCCAUUGUAGUGCGCCCUAAACGCAAAUUGGACCAUGCUUGGAUGGUCUAUUCCUCAUUAAAUGACGACCCUUCUGAAGCAGAUGCUUCUCAAGUGUGCGAGGCUCUAUUGACGUUGCUUUUGGAAGUUGGACAAAAGAAGAAACAUGAACUUGCAAUGAAAGACGAGUGAGUCUCAUGAGAUUUAUGCCUUUCCAUCUGAUUGUUGUUAUGCUACUCCUGUACACAUGGAACCCUUAGUCACCAAAAAUGAUUAAAUGUUAGAUUUUAUUUUUUUCCUUUUA
Messenger RNA from Hevea brasiliensis (rubber tree), 1825 nucleotides. RefSeq lists its product as uncharacterized. The coding region runs from base 208 to 1713 and encodes 501 amino acids. The transcript is spliced from 9 exons. The record is from RefSeq and is a predicted model, not a curated record. NCBI's taxonomy places the organism in Eukaryota, Viridiplantae, Streptophyta, Magnoliopsida, Malpighiales, Euphorbiaceae.